Fonsecaea nubica is the source of this 1824-nucleotide messenger RNA. RefSeq lists its product as hypothetical. The record is from RefSeq and is a predicted model, not a curated record. The transcript is spliced from 7 exons. Bases 1 to 1824 code for a protein of 607 amino acids. Gene Ontology annotation, molecular function: N,N-dimethylaniline monooxygenase activity; NADP binding; flavin adenine dinucleotide binding. NCBI's taxonomy places the organism in Eukaryota, Fungi, Ascomycota, Eurotiomycetes, Chaetothyriales, Herpotrichiellaceae.
AUGUCUCCAGGAAAGGAGGGUGAAGGCUUUCCCGCCCAGAAUAUAUCGUCAGACUCCAAGUACGACUCUCACGGCUGGCUUGUUGAAAAUGAAAAAGGUUAUAGAAUCAUUGAGGAUCACUUCGGAGCUCAUCGCAAACUACGAGUCAUUCACAUCGGUGCGGGUGCGUCGGGGAUUUGCUUCUCGAAAUUUGCCGGGCAAGAACAUGAGAACAUCGACCUACAGAUCUACGAGAAAAAUGACGAUAUUGGCGGGACCUGGCUCGAAAAUAGGCAAGUGUUGGUUCCCUUGAGAACGGAAGUGGUUGGACUCAUCGUUCAUUCAGAUAUCCAGGAGAUCUGGAAAUACUUCAAAAGCGUUGUGGAGAGACACGGCCUCAUGAAAUACAUUAAACUUCGACAUAAAGUGGUUGCAGCAAAAUGGCAUCAGGAAGACGGACUUUGGCACGUUCGAGUUCAAGACGAAGAGCAUGGAACUGAAUUCAACGACACGUGCCAUGUCCUAGUCAACGGCGGUGGUAUCUUGAAUAAUUGGAAGUGGCCAGAUAUUGCUGGCCUUCAUUCAUUUCAAGGGGUCCUCCAACACAGUGCACACUUUACCGAAGGACUCGACCUCAAGGGUAAGAAAGUCGCGGUGAUUGGAACUGGCAGCAGCGGGAUCCAAAUUGUCGCGAAGAUUGCUCAGGAAGUGGAACACCUCUAUACCUGGAUCCGGUCGCCUACCUGGAUUACAGCUGGCUUCGCUCAGAAAUUCGCCUCCGAGGGUGGUGGAAACUUUGAAUGUACGAGCCCGCCCCCUUCUACGACUGGUUCGAUGCUGACCAUUUCAGACACGCCUGAACAAAAGCAGCUCUUUAAAGACAACCCGAAGCUCUACUUGAAGUAUUCAAAAAUGAUCGAGUCAGAGUUAAAUCAAAGAUUCAAGUUCAUUUUAAAGAACACCCCAGAGUCCAAAGCGGCUAGGGAAUACGCAAUCUCUGAAAUGAAACAGAAGCUGGCACAUGAUGAGGCCUUGAUCGAGGCGAUUAUCCCGAAAAACUUUGAUGUGGGAUGUCGAAGACCAACUCCAGGAAAUGGGUUUCUGGAAGCUUUGAAUCAGGAGAAUGUGACUGUAUUCACCCAUUUCAUGAAGGCCAUCACUCCAACAGGGUUCAUCGACAACAGUGGCCACGAACAUCAAGUUGAUGUUAUUAUUUGUGCAACGGGAUUCAAUACCACAUGGAUCCCACGCUUCCCCGUCGAGGCAAAUGGUGACACUCUGGCAAAGCUAUGGCGUGAUGAAGCUACGUCGUAUAUUUCGGUAGCUCCUCCUAACAUCCCGAACUACUAUAUGAUGGGCGGACCAUACGGGCCCCUCGGCCACGGUUCGUUCCUACCAAUCUUGGAGUCACUGGCACGAUACAUCCUCCAGAUCAUCGACAAGAUGCAGACCGACCGCAUCAAAUCGCUGACUCCCAAGCCUGAAGUCAUUUCUCAAUUCAAGGAACAUGCAGACCUCUACCUGCAACGAACUGCAUGGGUUUCUGGGUGUAGCAGUUGGUUUAAACAAGGACGUGUAGACGGCCCGCUACCGAUGUUUCCGGGGAGUCGUCUCACAUACCUGAAGCUGCUUGAGAGACCGAGGUUUGAGGACUACAAUAUUGAAUAUUGUAACAAGUUGAACAUGUUUGAGUUCCUGGGUGACGGUUUCGAAGUUCGAGAGUUCGACGGCAGGGAUCUAUCCUACUAUCUUGGUCUCGUCGACGAGAAGGAUGUGCAAAUUGACCUGGAGGCCGACUUGUCCACCGAUCUGGCUGCGCUGAUUCCUCAGGCAUCAAAAGCGUGA